GUCACAUAUAGGGAUCAGCUAGCAUACCUCGUGUCAAACUUGUCGAACACCACCUAGGGCUGGGCAACCAAGCAGGUAUAGCUCAACUGUGCGGCACUCAGAGGAUCAACGUGAUCUCUCCUACAAGCACACACGUCCAAUAUGUCAUUCAAGAAGGACGAGGAGCUCGGAGGGAUAUCCUUUUACAAUGACAAGACGACUGUCAUUCAAGAGGCUCGAGUAUUCAACGAGUCUCCAAUCUCACCACGCAAAUGUCGAGCGUUGUUGACGAGAAUCGUCUACCUCUUGUAUGCAGGAGAAACAUUCUCCACGCAAGAGGCUACUACCUUGUUCUUCGGUGUAACAAAGCUCUUUCAACACAAAGAUGCGGCGCUACGACAGAUGGUAUACCUUGUGGUUAAGGAGCUCUCGACAAUCGCGGAAGACGUUAUCAUGGUUACUUCAUCCAUCAUGAAGGACAUGCAACCAAACCUAGAGGUCAUUUACCGUCCGAAUGCUAUCCGAGCUUUGGCCAGAAUCAUUGAUGCUCAAUCUGUGCAAUCCGUCGAGAGAUUCUUCAAAUCCGCCUUGGUCGAUAAGUCCUCCUCCAUCUCCUCAGCCUCCCUCGUCUCAUCCUAUCAUCUCUUCAACAUUUCCCCCGCUAUCAUCAAGAGAUGGGCGAACGAAGCACAGGAAGCUGUCAAUGCGAAAGCCGUCUCGUCAGGAGGAGGUUACGCCAACGCCGGUGGAUACCUUGGAGGAGGCAGCUCGGCUGGAUUCCAAGCUGUCGCCAGCUCGAGCUACAUCAUGCAAUAUCACGCUUUGGGCUUGCUUUACUUGAUGAGAGAGAAGGAUAGAAUGGCCAUCACGAAGAUGGUCCAACAGCUUGGAGCGGGAGGAAAGGGCAGUUCGGUCGUCAGGAACCCAAUGGCCGUCUGCAUGUUGAUCAGGUUUGCAAGGAAGGUCAUGGAUGAGGACCCUAAUGUCCAGAAGCAAAUGCACGAGUAUCUUGAAGGACUGUUGAGGCACAAGUCGGAUAUGGUCAACAUUGAAGCUGCCAGAGCGAUCUGCGAGAUGCGAAAUGUGACUGUCACUGAGCUGUUCCGACCUGUCUCCGUCCUACAACUGUUCCUCGCCUCUCCCAAACCCGUUCUCAAAUUCGCUGCUAUCAAGACACUCAAUAAACUCGCCAUGACCCAACCAGCGGCUGUCACUACUUGCAACUUGGAUAUGGAGAAUUUGAUCACCGAUUCGAACAGGUCUAUUGCUACCUAUGCUAUCACGACUCUGCUCAAGACCGGUAACGAGGCAUCUGUGGACCGACUGAUGAAGCAGAUCUCAUCUUUCAUGUCCGACAUCACCGACGAGUUCAAGAUCAUCGUUGUCGACGCCAUCCGCUCGCUUUGCCUCAAAUUUCCCGCCAAGCAAGCCGUCAUGCUCACCUUUUUGUCCGGAGUCUUACGAGACGAAGGCGGAUAUGAGUUCAAGCAGUCUGUCGUCGAGGCAAUCUUUGACAUGAUCAAGUACAUCAAGGAUUGCCGUGAGACCGCUUUGGCUCACUUGUGCGAAUUCAUCGAGGACUGCGAAUUCACCAAGCUGUCCGUCCGAAUCCUUCAUCUCCUCGGACUGGAGGGGCCUAAGACGUCUCACCCGACAAAAUACAUUCGGUACAUCUACAAUCGCGUCGUUCUGGAAAAUGCGGUCGUCCGUGCCGCAGCGGUGUCUUCGCUCGCCAAGUUCGGCGUCUGUGUCAACGAUUCGAAAGUUAUGAAGAGCGUGCACGUUCUGCUGCGACGUUGCCUUGAGGAUGUGGACGAUGAAGUGCGGGACAGGGCGGCGAUGUAUCUCAAAGUUCUGGACGAGCAGUCACUGGCGGAUGCCUUUGUUCGGGAAGAGGCGACGUUCUCCCUUGCGACCCUCGAGAGCGAGUUGGAAUCAUACGUCAAAGAUAACGGCCGUCACUCGACUGCCUUUGAGAUUUCCUCGAUCCCGAAGAUCUCUCGCGAGCAAGCCUCGGCAGAAGCUGCAUCUUCGCGGCCAUCCGCGCUCGAAUCAAUCGCGUCUUCUUCCAAGACUGCCGAGCCUUCACCGGCCCCGGUAUCCGCGGCUGAGACCCAAUCGUCCUACUCUGCUCAAAUUGCCGCUGUUCCCGAGCUGUCAUCCUACGGUCCAAUCCUCAAAUCAUCGCCAAGACCCAUACAGCUCACAGAGUCAGAGACGGAAUACGUCGUGUCGCUCGUCAAGCACGUCUUCAAGGAACAUGUCGUGUUCCAGUUCAAUGUGUCAAAUACGAUACCCGAUACUGUGUUGGACGAGGUGACUGUGCUCAUGGUACCUGGACCAGAGACAGGAUUAACAGAGGACUUUAUCAUCCCCAUCGAUUCUCUCAAUUCAGCGAGGGGAUCUGGCCAGGUCUAUGUCUCUUUCACGAGGGAUGACCCCGCUGCGUACGCCGGAGGAAGCUUUGGAUGUACUUUGCGGUUCGUCAGCAAGGAGGUCGAUCCGACCAGUGGUGAACCGGAAGAAGAGGGAUAUCAGGAUGAAUAUCAGGUGGAGGAUUGUGACCUGGGCGCAGCAGAUUACAUCAUUCCAACCUAUGUCACAUUCGCCAAUGAAUGGGACAAGCUGGCCAGUGCAAGCAGUGUCACCGAAACUUUUGCUCUGUCCUCUUCAGAAUCACUUAAAGAUGCCUGCAAAUCGCUCAUUGAAGUCCUUGGUAUGGAGCCAUUGGGUGGUACUGAAUCACCGACUUCGAACUCGGUCCACACGCUUAACAUGUCUGGAAUGUUGUCCGGCGGUGGAGGUAAAGUCCUGGCCAGGUGUCGGAUGACAUUUGCACCUGGAUCCGGAGUGACCUUAGAAUUGGCAGUGCGUGCUGAAAAGGAGGAAGCCGCGAAAUUGGUCAUGGCUGCUAUUUAGGACGAUUAUCGCAACACUUUUUAGAUCCGGACGAGAUGAUGCAUUGUUGCGACGAUCCGCAGCGGACGCCGAGGACCCGCUACGCUCGACGAGGAACAUGACAGAGUGAAGAGGGAAAUGCGUGGACAAAGAUGCAUAUCCAUGUAUAUGUAGCAAUAUGAAGUGCC
This is a messenger RNA of Kockovaella imperatae, 3065 nucleotides long. Its product is annotated as adaptin N terminal region-domain-containing protein. The transcript is spliced from 11 exons. The record is from RefSeq and is a predicted model, not a curated record. Gene Ontology annotation, cellular component: Golgi membrane; endoplasmic reticulum-Golgi intermediate compartment; COPI vesicle coat. NCBI's taxonomy places the organism in Eukaryota, Fungi, Basidiomycota, Tremellomycetes, Tremellales, Cuniculitremaceae. Gene Ontology annotation, molecular function: structural molecule activity. The coding region runs from base 142 to 2898 and encodes 918 amino acids. Gene Ontology annotation, biological process: endoplasmic reticulum to Golgi vesicle-mediated transport; intra-Golgi vesicle-mediated transport; protein secretion.